Molecule: messenger RNA, 1451 nt
Organism: Nicotiana attenuata
Lineage: Eukaryota; Viridiplantae; Streptophyta; Magnoliopsida; Solanales; Solanaceae
Product: methionine adenosyltransferase 2 subunit beta
Exons: 6
Coding region: 169-1146 (325 amino acids)
Source: RefSeq, a predicted model, not a curated record
AUCAAUUUCAGUAAAAACAAGUUCUCAGGAAAUAGAGAACGACCAAGAUCCAACCUCGGAUUCCACAAGUGUCCACUGGUAUGUCGCUCUGACAUAACAAUUGCAUUGCAUUCCUAAGAUACAAUUGGAGAAAAUCCAAUAAGCUUGAGACAUCAGAGAAAUUGAAAUAUGAGCAGCAGCAACAAGUUAUUGAUAUUGGGAGGGACAGGCUACUUAGGACAGCAUCUUCUACAGGAAUUCACUGCAAUCCAAAAUACUCUUCCAUAUGCUCUCUCAUUAGCCUUCACAUACCACACCAACCCCCCUCCUGACCCUCUACUAAAAGCCUUUCCUCACGUCCUACCCUUCCAUGUAGAUUUGCGAACCGGCAAUGGCUUUGAUGCCAUCUCUCAAAAUUUUGGUCAGCCUGAUGUUGUGGUUAAUUGUGCUGCACUUUCUAUUCCGCGUGCCUGUGAAGUGGAUCCUACUGCCGCCAUGUCUAUUAAUGUGCCUUCUGUUCUUGUCAAAUGGUUGUCAAGCUUUAGCUAUGGUGGUACUCUUCUGAUUCACUUGUCUACUGAUCAAGUUUAUGAAGGGACCAAAUCCUUCUACAAGGAAGAUGAUGAAACCCUUCCUGUUAAUGUUUAUGGAAGAUCAAAGGUAGCAGCAGAGCAAUUUAUAUCUGCAAAUUACUCAAAUUUUGCAAUUUUGAGGAGCAGUAUUAUUUAUGGACCUCAGACUGUCUCCCCUGUCCCAAAAUCACUUCCAGUUCAGUGGAUGGAUAGCGUUCUUGCGAAGGGAGAUGCCAUGGAGUUUUUUCAUGAUGAGUUCCGUUGUCCUAUCUAUGUUAAGGAUCUUGUGACCAUCAUAUGGACAUUAACGAAUAGAUGGAUCUCAGGGAGAGAGCCGAUACAGUUACUUUUGAACGUGGGUGGACCAGAUCGGGUUUCCAGGGUUCAGAUGGCUGAAGCUGUUGCACAUAUUAGAGGUUAUAAUUUGUCAUUGAUCAAACCAGUGUCCUCAUCAACUGUUAACCGCGGUGUUAAAUCUCCAGCAGAUAUAUCCAUGGAUAUCACCAGAUUGAUUCAGGCACUCAAUAUGUCAGCGACUGCAUUUAGGGAUGGUGUUAAAUUGACACUUGAAGCUGAACUUGCUUCAACAUCAUAGUAGCUUGUCACUUGCUCUUUACCAGAAUGUCAUCUUUGGGGUGUAUACUGAGGUUCAUUGGAUCUCCUGAAGGGAUAGUUGCUGCCGAGUGGUCGGUAAAGCAGUUGGAUUCAGAAGGUUAAGCUUGCAAACUUAGCACCAAUUCUAUGUGAUUUUAAGAAGUUUAUCAUCCAUCUAGAAGGGUAUGGUUAGUUUGUUCAUGUAUGUGGUAUGGUUCAUAAAUUCAUGAGACUAUACAUCCAUUAUCUGUGUUUAGCAGCAUGCCCUCUUUUGGGUGAUAAUUAUGAUGUUUGAGUCCUCAAUUA